UCAAAUUUUGCAAAACAGUAUCAAUUAGAGAAUGACAUACGAGCUCUUCAUCAGAAGAAUAUGAGUAUUCAAGAGUUUUAUUCUGCUAUGACAGAUCUUUGGGAUCAAUUGGCUCUUACAGAAUCAGCAGAAUUAAAGGCAUGUGGUGCCUAUAUUGAGCGUAGAGAGCAGCAACGAUUGGUACAGUUUUUAACAGCGCUUCGUAGUGACUUCGAAGGACUUAGAGGUUCAAUUCUGCAUCGUACUCCACUGCCUUCUGUUGACUCUGUUGUCAGUGAGUUAUUGGCUGAAGAAAUACGUCUUCAGUCUUAUUCUGAAAAGGGAAUUCUUUCUGCUUCAAAUCCUUCUGUACUAGCAGUACCUUCUAAGCCAUUCUCUAAUAAUCAAAACAAGCCUUACACAAGGGUUGGCUUUGAUGAGUGCAGUUUCUGUAAGCAGAGAGGUCAUUGGAAGGCUCAGUGUCCUAAGUUGAGACAGCAGAAUCAAGCUUGGAAGUCUAGCAGUCAGUCACAAUCUAAUGCUCAUCGACCACCUCAGGGUUAUAAACCACCACACCACAAUACUGCAGCAGUAGCUUCCCCAGGCUCUAUUACCGAUCCUAAUACUUUAGCUGAGCAAUUUCAGAAGUUUCUCUCCUUGCAGCCACAAGCAAUGUCCGCUUCUUCCAUAGGUCAGUUGCCUCAUAAUUCCUCAGGAUCUGCAGUCUCAGAAGCUGAUUGGGACAGGCCGUAGGGAGAAUGGACUAUAUAUUUUGGAUGAGUUAAAAGUGCCAGUUGCUGCUGCUACUACUGCUGAUUUGUCUUCUUUUCGUUUGAGUCUUUCAUCUUCUAGUUUUUAUUUAUGGCAUUCCCGUCUAGGUCAUGUUUCAUUUUCUCGUUUGAGAUUUUUGGCAUCCACAGGAGCUUUAGGAAAUUUGAAAACUUGUGACAUUUCUGAUUGUAGUGGAUGUAA
Molecule: messenger RNA, 951 nt
Organism: Populus trichocarpa (black cottonwood)
Lineage: Eukaryota; Viridiplantae; Streptophyta; Magnoliopsida; Malpighiales; Salicaceae
Exons: 2
Coding region: 61-732 (223 amino acids)
Molecular function (GO): nucleic acid binding; zinc ion binding
Source: RefSeq, a predicted model, not a curated record